AUGGCGCUGCCGCUAUGGAGCCGCCUGACGGGGCUGCGAGGUAUUCUGUUGACGGGUCGCGUGUCCAACACGCAUAGAGCGGUCACAGCCGGACUGAAGUCAUAUGAACCACCCCCGGAUUUUAACAAGGUCCAGAUGAAGGAGAAACCCAAACUACGCUUUAUGAACAGAGCUCCGGACAUAGUGAAAGUGGUGAGAGUGCCCAGGAGCCUAGGAGACAUCCGCGGCCCUGCGACAGAGGGACGGGAGUUCCAGGAAGGAGAAUAUGGCAUCUUGGCUCUGGGAGGAGGCUACUUACGUUGGGGACACUUUGAAAUGAUGCGUUUGACUUUAAACCGCAAGUUCGACAUCAACACCACCUUCAGCCUCUGGAUGGUGGAAGCGCCCACCAAGCCCAUUACUCGCAAAGGACUUGGCCAGCGUAUGGGUGGAGGCAAAGGGGUCGUAGACCAUUACGUCACCCCCAUUAAAACGGGCCAGCUUAUCGUGGAAGUGGGGGGUCGCUGCGAGUUUCAAGAGGUCCUACCAGUCCUGGAACAAGUGGCCAAGAAGCUUCCUUUCCCAGCAAAGGCCGUUAGUCGAGAGAGCCUAAAAAAGAUGCAAGAGGAAGUGGAGGAGAGAGAAAGGAACAACCAGAACCCAUGGACAUUCGAACGCAUUGUGGCGCGUAACAUGAUGGGGUGCAGGAAGUAUAUGAGUCCAUAUGACCUUCAGUUUAAGGGCAGAUACUGGGGCAAGCGCUACCUGAUAGAUCGUGUAUGAGUCUGUUCACCUGAGAGGAUA
This is a messenger RNA of Nanorana parkeri, 783 nucleotides long. RefSeq names its product mitochondrial ribosomal protein L16 (gene MRPL16). The transcript has 4 exons. Gene Ontology annotation, biological process: mitochondrial translation. The record is from RefSeq and is a predicted model, not a curated record. The coding region runs from base 1 to 762 and encodes 253 amino acids. Lineage: Eukaryota; Metazoa; Chordata; Amphibia; Anura; Dicroglossidae. Gene Ontology annotation, molecular function: structural constituent of ribosome; rRNA binding. Gene Ontology annotation, cellular component: ribosome; mitochondrial large ribosomal subunit.